This is a messenger RNA of Echinostoma caproni, 582 nucleotides long. The record is from the annotation of a GenBank genome assembly. NCBI's taxonomy places the organism in Eukaryota, Metazoa, Platyhelminthes, Trematoda, Plagiorchiida, Echinostomatidae.
AUGCUUGCAUCGUUGAACAAGGUGAUAGCAUCCAAAAGGUUCAUACUUGCCAGCGCUUCACCGAGAAGAAGAGAAAUCAUGCAAACUUUAGUAAGCGAUGAUCUCUUAUACACUGGAACGUACAGGGCAUUGUAUGUGAUACAAUAUCACCUGCUGUGGACGAGGAUAUACCUUUGUCAGAGUGAGUAUGAUUUUCUUAUUUCCGCGGAUACGGUUGUUACCCUCCAAGGAGAAAUAUUUGGCAAACCUCAUAAUCGCACAGAAGCCAUUGCUACAUUGGAAAGACUCAGCGGAAAAACACAUGAAGUGCUUACUGGUGUUUGUCUUUUCUCAUUUUGUGACUUUGGGGACCGAAAAUGUGUUACUUUCCACGAAGUUACCGCUGUGACCAUGGCUGAGCUCGAUGAAGAUACCAUUACAGCUUACGUCGAUUCGGGAGAACCUAUGGACAAAGCCGGUGCAUACGGGAUUCAAGGUCUCGGAUGUAGUCUGAUCAAACGAAUCGAAGGUGACUAUUUCAACGUUGUUGGCCUACCCUGUUACCAGCUUUGUUAUCACAUACGAAGCUUGUGCCUCAGGUGA